AUGGCGGAAUCAAAGACAAAACUUGCAGAAGUCAGGGAAUGGAUCGUAGAGCACAAGCUUCGUACCGUUGGUUGUUUAUGGCUUAGUGGUAUCUCUGGAUCAAUCGCCUACAACUGGUCGAAACCUGGUAUGAAAACCAGUGUCAGAAUCAUCCACGCCAGGUUGCACGCACAGGCGCUGACGUUAGCCGCUCUAGCUGGAGCAGCCGCAGUGGACCUGAAUUACAAGAGCACCUUUAAAAGCCUAAUAAAAACCCUAAACGCAUUUUCUUCUUCUGCCUUUCAAGAUCGGAAGACGCCGCUCGUCGCUUCUUACAGUUCCAUCUUCGACGAUUUACAGAGAAGAGAGCUGAAAAUGAGUCGAGGAAGUGCAGCUGCUCCAAAGGGGAAGAAGAAGGGAGUCUCCUUCACCAUUGAUUGCUCGAAGCCUGUGGAUGACAAGAUCAUGGAGAUUGCUUCGUUAGAGAAGUUUCUUCAAGAGAGGAUCAAGGUUGGUGGCAAAGCAGGAGCCCUCGGUGAUUCCGUCUCCAUCACUCGUGAGAAAAGCAAGAUCACCGUCACUGCUGAUGCCAAUUUCUCCAAGAGGUAUCUAAAGUAUUUGACGAAGAAGUACUUGAAGAAGCACAAUGUGAGGGAUUGGCUCAGAGUGAUUGCAGCCAACAAGGACCGUAACCUCUAUGAGCUUAGGUACUUCAACAUUGCCGAGAACGAAGCUGAGGAAGAAGAUUAA
Microthlaspi erraticum is the source of this 729-nucleotide messenger RNA. Lineage: Eukaryota; Viridiplantae; Streptophyta; Magnoliopsida; Brassicales; Brassicaceae. The record is from the annotation of a GenBank genome assembly.